GUUCGUGCAACACGCUGCUGGGUUUGUGCAACACGCUGCUGGGUUUGUGCAACACGCUGCUAGGUCUAUGCAACAUACUGCUGGGUUUGUGCAACACGCUGCUGGGUUUGUACAACACGCUGCUGGGUCUGUGCAACACGCUGCUGGGUCUGUACAACACGCUGCUGGGUCUGUGCAACACGCUGCUAGAUUUGUGCAACACGCUGCUAAGUUUGUGCAACACGUUACUGGGUUUGUGCAACAUGUUACUGGGUUUGUACAACAUGUUACUGGGCUUGUGCGACACGUUACUGGGUUUGUGCAACACGUUACUGG
This is a messenger RNA of Dentiscutata heterogama, 315 nucleotides long. The record is from the annotation of a GenBank genome assembly. NCBI's taxonomy places the organism in Eukaryota, Fungi, Glomeromycota, Glomeromycetes, Diversisporales, Gigasporaceae.